CCGGCCCGGCUCCCGCUGCUGCCGCCAGCCCCCGCUGCCUUCUCUUCUCUUCUCUUCUCUUCUCUUCUCUUCUCUUCUCUUCUCUUCUCUUCUCUUCUCUUCUCUUCUCUUCUCUUCUCUUCUCUUCUCUUCUCUUCUCUUCUCUUCUCUUCUCUUCUCUUCUCUUCUCUUCUCUUCUCUUCUCUUCUCUUCUCUUCUCUUCUCUUCUCUUCUCUUCUCUUCUCUUCUCUCUCACGCACAGAGGAUGCGGCGUUUUGCCAAUCCCCAUCACUGACAUGUCCCUGUGAGCGCGUGUGUGCUCGGGGGAGUGUGUCUGUCCGUGUGUGUCCGUCUGUCUGUGCGUGUCCGUGUGUCUGUCCGUGCGCUGCUGCCCAUCCCCGCCAGGCUGACAGCUCCACAGGGCGCGCCCGGGUCGGAGCCGGGCUCCAGGUGCCACUUGGGGUGGUGCGGUGUCUGUGCAGGCUGCGGGUUGGAUUUCCAGCAAGCUUCGCACCCCGGAGAAAAGAGGAGCUGAUGUGAGAGAGGAGAAAUGGAUACGUCCAUGGUGGGAAGGUGCCGUGUGCCCCAGCUCCUGGUUCUUCUCACGUUGGUGCUCAGCGGGGAGAGAACCGCGGCACAGAGAGCAGGUUGCAAGAGCGUUCACUACGACCUUGUCUUCCUCUUGGACGCCUCCUCCAGCGUUGGAAAAGAAGAUUUUGAGAAAGUUCGUCAGUGGGUGUCCAAUUUGGUGGAAACCUUUGAGAUUGGCCCAGACAAGACCCGAGUGGGGGUGGUGCGGUACAGCGACCGGCCGAGCACAGAGUUCGACCUGGGCAAGCACAGAACCCGUGAGCAGAUCAAGGAGGCUGCACGACAGAUCCAGUACUAUGGGGGCAACACCAACACUGGAGAUGCUCUCAGAUACAUCACCACCUACAGUUUUUCCAAAGAAGCCGGUGGGAGACUUAGUGAUCGAACUGUUAAAAAAGUGGCCAUCCUUUUGACUGAUGGAAGGAGCCAGGAUUUUGUCUUGGAUCCAGCCACUGCAGCCCAUCAGGCUGGGAUUAGGAUUUUUGCUGUGGGUGUUGGAGAAGCCUUAAAAGAGGAACUUGAUGAGAUUGCUUCAGAGCCCAAGUCUGCUCACGUGUUUCAUGUCUCUGAUUACAACGCCAUCGAUAAAAUUCGGGGGAAGCUGAGGAGGCGUCUCUGUGAGAAUGUCCUAUGCCCAAAUGUCCACGUGGAAGGAGACCGGUUCAAACACACCAAUGGGGGCACUGAUGAGAUCCCAGGAUUUGACCUGAUGGAUUCAUUCAGUGUGAAGCAGAUUUUUGGAAUGAAAGAAGAUGGGGUUCAGAGUGCUUAUGUACGGCUUGGAAGCUUUCCUGUUGUUCAGAAAACUGAGGAUGUAUUUCCACAAGGCCUGCCUGAUGAAUAUGCCUUUGUAACUACCUUCAAAUUCCGGAAGGCUUCCAGGAAGGAGGACUGGUAUAUCUGGCAGAUUAUUGACAAGUAUGGCAUACCACAGGUGUCCAUCAGGCUGGAUGGGGAGAACAAGGCUCUGGAGUACAACGCCGUGGGGCUCACCAGGGACGCCGUCAGGGUGGUGUUCCGCAACGCGCGCGUCAGCGACCUGUUCGACCGCGGCUGGCACAAAAUCGCCCUCAGCAUCCAGGCCAAGGCUGUCUCCCUGUACAUAGACUGCAAGCUGGUCCAGGUGCUGCCCAUUGAGGACAGGGAGAACAUUGACAUUCAAGGAAAGACUGUGAUUGGCAAACGCUUGUAUGACAGCGUCCCCAUUGAUUUUGAUCUUCAGAGGAUGGUGAUUUACUGUGACUCCAGGCACGCCGAGCUGGAGACCUGCUGCGACAUUCCCUCUGGACCAUGCCAGGUCACGGUCUUGACGGAAGCACCUCCCCUGGAAGUGAGGCCCACUGUUGGCAGUGAGCAAGUUGGACAUCUCAAGAUUUUCAACUGCUCCUGUCCUCCUGGACAAAAGGGGGAGAGGGGUCCACUUGGCUUUGAAGGUCCCAAGGGUCAAAAGGGAGAAAGAGGCAUCCCAGGGCUUCCUGGACUCCGAGGAGAAAAAGGAGAGUCAGGCAAAGCCUAUGGCAUAGGAGAGAAAGGAGAAAAGGGUGAAGAAGGCUUUCCUGGCUUUCCUGGACUGAAAGGGGACAAAGGAGAAAAAGGUUCCCUGGGCUCACCUGGCCCCCCUGGGAGGGAUGGAGCAAAAGGAGACACUGGUGAACGAGGACAUCCAGGAGCCUUUGGACUGCCUGGGCCACCAGGUCCAAAGGGAUCCGAGGGAAAACAGGGUCCUCCAGGCAUCAAAGGCUACGUAGGAGCACCGGGUCUACAAGGAGAAAGAGGAGAAAAGGGAACACGAGGAGACAAGGGAGACAGAGGCCUGGAUGGAUUCCCUGGAAAGCCAGGUCUGGAGGGGAAACAGGGCCCUCCUGGCAGCCCUGGCCCUCCUGGUGCUAGUGGGACCAAAGGAGACAAGGGUGAACCAGGACUUCCAGGAUUGCCUGGCACUAAAGUGCAUAUUGAAGGCCUAAAAGGAGAGGAAGGAAAGCCUGGGCCACGAGGACCACAAGGCCACCCUGGACUUCCUGGACCUCCAGGAGAGCCUGGUCUGGAAGGCAAGCCUGGAAUCCCUGGUUUGCCAGGUCAAAGGGGCAAAAAGGGAGAACCAGGAUUCCCAGGAAUCAAUGGUCUGAUUGGCCCUCAGGGACCUCCAGGGCCCCCAGGCACUGCUGGACCCCCGGGACCACCUGGGCCACCAGGACUACCAGGGGAGAUUGGAGUUUCUGGUAGAACUGGACCACCUGGACCACCUGGGCUGCCUGGCAAAGAUGGACUCAGUGGGCUUCCUGGGCUUCCAGGUCAAAAGGGAGAACGAGGGGAAAAGGGUGAGGAAGGCUUUCCUGGAACAGCUGGCCCUAAGGGUGAACCAGGGAUCCGUGGCCAACCUGGUGAGCAGGGUGAAGCAGGUUUUCCUGGUCCUAGGGGCUUACCUGGACUGAAAGGAGAAAAAGGAGACCGGGGAGAAAAAGGAAGAGAUGGUCUCCCAGCAAUGAAAGGUGAAAGGGGAGAAAAAGGUGACACAGGUUCCCCUGGACCCCCAGGCUUACCUGGAACACCAGCCUUCUUCACCCCACAUCCCAGGAUUCCUGGUGAACCUGGACCAAAAGGGGACAAAGGAGAUCGAGGCAUGACUGGAGAAACUGGAUUACCUGGGGUCCCAGGUGAGCAAGGUGUGCCAGGACCUGCAGGAGUACAGGGUGCAAAGGGGGAGAAAGGAGCCCGAGGAGAGGCUGGAGCCCCUGGAGAGACUGGUUUGAGUGGACCAGCAGGGCCCCCAGGUCCAAGAGGCUUGCCAGGAAAUGUGGGUGUGCCUGGAGGCCCUGGACUCCCAGGAAAGGCAGGAGAAAAAGGGGAAAAGGGUGAUCCUGGAAAAGAAGGAAAAGUGGGUUUACCUGGGCCGCCUGGUGGGCCAGGGCGUCCUGGAGAGCCAGGUUUGCCUGGGAAGGGUAAAGAUGGAGAAAAGGGGGAAAGAGGACCACCAGGCUUGCCAGGACCCUUUGGACAUAAGGGUGAGAGGGGAGCUCCUGGCCUCCCUGGACAGCCAGGAGACAGAGGAGUGCCAGGAAUUGGCCUGGCUGGACCCCCUGGCCCUGCAGGACCCCCAGGAGACAAAGGGUCACUGGGUCCCCGUGGUGUGCCUGGGAUCCCUGGACCACAGGGGCCUCCUGGCCAGGAUGGUGUACCUGGAAAUCCAGGGGAAAGAGGACCUCCUGGAAAACCCGGUUCCCCACCCAUGCUUACUCCAGAAGACAUAAAUCUGCUGGUAAAGGAUGUGUGCAGUGAGUGCCCUCCUGGCCCUCCAGGACUGCCAGGCAUCCCAGGUUUCAAAGGGGAUAAAGGUCUCCGAGGACCACCAGGGAGAGAUGGCCAGGAUGGGAAAACGGGGAUUCCUGGUCCCAGAGGUCCUCCAGGCCCACCUGGGCUCGAUGGCCCAAAGGGUGCUAAAGGAGACCGUGGUAUGACUGGGGAAGUAGGAGAAAAAGGUGAACAGGGCCACCCUGGAAUGCCUGGCUUCUCAGGGGCUCCUGGAAACCCUGGUCCACCUGGAUCAGAUGGGGCACCAGGACCAAUAGGACCAGCAGGAAACCCAGGAGACAUGGGCAAAGAUGGUCCCCCAGGUCCACAGGGCCCACCAGGGCUGCCUGGACUUCCAGGCAUUGCUGGGAAUGAUGGCAAAGAUGGCAAACCAGGAUCUCUGGGGGAGCCGGGAAAGCCUGGAGAACAAGGGCUCCCAGGCCGGGAGGGUGCCAGAGGAUUGCCGGGUUUCAAAGGACAGAGAGGAGAUACAGGUCCCCCAGGUCCCCGGGGGGAGCCAGGUGUGACGGGUCCUGCUGGUCGUGAGGGGCCACCAGGGAAAGAUGGUGAUCCUGGUCCCAUAGGACCACAGGGCCCUCGAGGGCUCCGAGGGCAGCCGGGCAAAAAUGGAGUGCCUGGAUCUGCAGGAGAACCUGGCCCAGCUGGUAUCCCAGGUCCCAAAGGAAAUAAAGGAGAAACAGGCAGCCCAGGACUCCCUGGCUUUAUAGGACCCCGAGGACCACCUGGAGAACCAGGAGAGAAAGGUCCUCCUGGAAAAGAGGGCACACCAGGGAAACAGGGUGCAAUUGGCUCCAAAGGAGAGAGGGGAGAGCCUGGCAUCAAAGGUGAAAAAGGUCUUCGAGGAGAAAAGGGUCCUCCAGGUGAUCCUGGGAUACCUGGUCACAAGGGCCAUCCGGGACUGAUGGGUCCCCAUGGACCUCCAGGAGACACUGGGCAAGUUGGUCCUCCCGGUCCUCCGGGGCAGCCAGGAUUUCCAGGACCAAGGGGAGAGCCCCCAUCUCUAGAGACUUUGAGGAGACUUAUCCAAGAGGAGUUAUCCAAACAGCUAGAUGCAAAGUUACCCUACAUCCUGGCUCAGAUACAGCCUGCACAGGUAAAAGCAUCCCAUGGCAGACCAGGACCUCCUGGUCCCCCUGGGAAGGAAGGACUCCCAGGAAGAACUGGCCCUCCGGGAGAGCCUGGCCGGCCUGGACAGACUGGGUCUGAAGGGCCACCUGGACCAAUUGGUCCCAAAGGAGAAAGAGGAGCAAAGGGUGAAAAAGGAGACACUGGCAUUGGUCAACGAGGGGAAAUGGGUCCCCCAGGAAUUCCAGGCCUCCCAGGGGAGCCUGGUUAUGCCAAAGAUGGGAUGCCAGGACCUCCUGGCCCUCAAGGUGAAGCUGGUGUGCCAGGUCUGGCAGGUCCCCAGGGGCCCCCGGGGGCCAAUGGACAGUGUGACCCCUCUCAGUGCGCUUACUAUGCAAGCCUGGCUGCCCGGCCUUCCAAUGUCAAAGGGCCAUAGUGUGCAGAGAGCACCCCCAGACUUGUUUUGAAAACUUGAAUUCCUCACACCUGCCAAGAGCUCUCCAGUGUCUUCAGCUGCGUUUCUUUCGCAGGAGGCCUUCUAAAGCCAACAAAUGCUGCCGGUCGGUCAGAUUAUUUUUAUGAAUUAUAAUAAUAAUUAUUAUUAUUAUCUUUGAUGU
Messenger RNA from Melospiza melodia melodia, 5561 nucleotides. It is a transcript of the gene COL22A1, whose product is annotated as collagen type XXII alpha 1 chain. The transcript is spliced from 65 exons. The record is from RefSeq and is a predicted model, not a curated record. Lineage: Eukaryota; Metazoa; Chordata; Aves; Passeriformes; Passerellidae. The coding region runs from base 530 to 5380 and encodes 1616 amino acids.